This is a messenger RNA of Talpa occidentalis (Iberian mole), 8925 nucleotides long. RefSeq names its product zinc finger protein 518A (gene ZNF518A). Gene Ontology annotation, cellular component: nucleus. Gene Ontology annotation, biological process: regulation of transcription by RNA polymerase II. The record is from RefSeq and is a predicted model, not a curated record. Gene Ontology annotation, molecular function: RNA polymerase II transcription regulatory region sequence-specific DNA binding; DNA-binding transcription factor activity, RNA polymerase II-specific. The transcript is spliced from 7 exons. The coding region runs from base 675 to 5117 and encodes 1480 amino acids. NCBI's taxonomy places the organism in Eukaryota, Metazoa, Chordata, Mammalia, Eulipotyphla, Talpidae.
GCCGCAGCGACCGCUCCUGGUAGCGCUGCGAUCGGCUUGUCGGCCAUACCCGGAUGGAAGCGUAAUGGCCGCCAUCAGGGACUCGCAGGCCAUGGGGACCACGACAGAUAUCAUCUCUUUUGAUUGCUGUUCCUGUAUUGUGACUUUGCCCAAGCAUUAAAUUGUGUGCCUUUUGUUCCUUGAAGAAAGGAAGCUGGUGCUAGCAACCCCCAACUCUGUUUGAUCUGAGAAUUCUGGAUUCAUUUUCUUCCUCCUCAUAUCCCAGCACAAAUCUCCUCUCACCCCCAAAGUACUCUACACAGUCUUCCUUUCAAGCCCUCACCUUCCAUCCCAAGGCGUGUCGCUGUGAUUGUCCUGCCGCCAUAGCACAUAUGAAGAAACUAAGACACAGAUAUUGAGACUUCUCUAAAGUAACACAAACUAAUGAAUAUACUGAGGUGCAGAGAAGUUGAUGUUUGCCCAGUGUCACAGAACAGAGCUGGAACUCACGCUUGUAUUUCCUGAUUUCAAGAAUGGUGUUAUUUCUACUUCAAACCGUUACAUCUUGGUGAGUUAAUGUGUGGGAAAUCCCCGUAUUUUGAAGAUGUCUUGGCACAGUAUUGUGUCCUGUAUAAAUCACAAGUAACUUCGAGAGUUUUCAGGAAAAAAAAGAAAUUUGGAUUUUUUGUAAAAUCAUGCCAUCCGAACAGAAACAGUUAUUUUUUGAUGAAAAACAGAGUACUCUAAAAAAAGAUUAUGAUGUGAAAAAUGAGAUAGUUGAUACUUUGAGAUCAGUACUUAAACCAAAAAUUUCAGAAAGUAGUUUUCAUUAUAAACUAAAAAAUGUGAAAAUUGAUUUGCCGAAGAUAAAUAUUCCAAAUGAAGUUCUCUUGAAACACGAAGUUGACAAGUACCGAAAAUUAUUUCAGUGCAAACCACAGACUGCAAGAAAAUCUAUCAGUAUAAAGACUAUAAACCGUGUAGAGGAAUGUAUGCUGUUCCAUAAGUCUGAGAGAGUUGAGGAGGGUAUAAAAAUGUCUGCAAAAAUACUCAACUUCAACUGUUUAAAAUGCCAAGAUAGUACUCGAUACAGUCCAAAUGAUUUGCAGAAACACUUUCACAUGUGGCACCAUGGUGAAUUACCUUCAUAUCCUUGUGAAAUGUGCAGUUUUUCAGCAAAUGAUUUCCAGGUCUUCAAACAACACAGACGAACCCAUAGAAGCACUUUAGUAAAAUGUGACAUUUGUAAUAAUGAGAGUGUAUAUACUUUAUUAGACUUGACAAAGCAUUUUGCAUCCACACAUUGUGAAAAUGGUAAUUUUCAAUGUGAAAAGUGCAAAUUCUCCACCCAGGAUGUUGGCACAUUUGUUCAGCACAUUCAUAGACAUAAUGAAAUCCAUUAUAAAUGCGGUAAAUGCCAUCAUGUAUGUUUUACCAAAGGAGAGCUUCAGAAGCACCUUUAUGUUCAUUCUGGUACAUUUCCCUUCACUUGUCAAUAUUGUAACUAUGGUGCUACCAGGAGAGAGCACCUUAUAAGACAUGUUAUAACUUUGCACAAAGAACAUUUAUAUGCAAAAGAAAAACUGGAAAAAGACAAAUAUGAAAAAAGGAUGGCAAAGACUUCAGCAGGACUUAAGCUAAUAUUGAAAAGAUACAAGAUAGGUGCAUCAAGGAAGACAUUCUGGAAACGUAAGAAAAUCAAUGGAAGUGACCGAAGUAUGGAAAAGAACACUCAAGUGCUUAGAAAAGUGACUAGAACACUGGUUAAAUCUGAAGACCAGAGUCAUCUUGUUCAGGAACAUUUAAAUGUGGAAAAGGGUGAAAGACUGUACGGUGAGAAUAAUGAUAAACCUGCUGAGUCAGAGUCAGAAAAGCCAGUUGUUCUGUCCACUGGGCAAUGUAAUAGAGUUGAAGAGGGAUCAAAUUGUACUUCAGGUUUCUUGAAGAAUGCUGUGCAAGGACCUACAGUGUUAAUGGUGAAAAACAAUAGAAUAACAGUUCCUGCUAACUACAGUGCUAAGUUUAUGGGCUUCAAGAUGGUGGAUGGAAAACAACAUAUUGUAAUAAAGUUGCUGCCUACCAAUAAACAGAAUUUAUAUUCAACAGGCUCACAGUCAGAGACUGCAAAGGAUAGUACUCAUUUGCAGCCACAGACUUUGGAUACCACUGGAUUUUUAUCAGGAAUAACAACUGAGUUAAAUGACACAGUUUACAUGAAAGCAGCUACUCCACUUUCAUAUCCACCUGUACUUCCGGGGAAAAUAACUUCAGAAAAAGAAAUGACUUUGCUAUCUCAAAGGAACAAUAUGCUUCAAACAAAGGAUGAUGAAAAAAAUGUAUCUUCUUUGUCAACAACAUCAGAAUUGAUUACAUCAUCAGUGAACUUGACCACAAAACUUGAAACAAGAGAUGAUGACUUAUGGGGAAGUCAUAUUACUCAGAGUCACCCUGAGGUACUAGGUACUGCCAUUAGAAGUCCAGAUAUAGUCAAACCAAAUGCAUACAACAGUGGAGAUAUGCAUAACUAUUGCAUUAAUUAUGUCAACCCUGAGUUGCCUGUCGAAUCUCCCAACCAGGGAUCGUUACCUUUUCAUAAUUACUCAAAAAUGAAUAAUUUAAGUAAACGUCGUAGGUUUUCAGGAACGGCAAUGUGUGAAAACCCUCAAAGAGAACCUUCAUUAAGCAAGACAGUUUCUCAACAACCGAUAAGUGAAUCGGUUUUAUCCCUAGUGAGGAAGGAGAGCUCAAACCCAGAUAGCCUGUUAGCAUCUAUUAGCCUUUUACAUACUAAAGAUGGAACCUUAAAAACACAAACUGAAAUUGGAGAAGAAUGUGUUUUAGGAAAAGGACAAAACAUUGAUGGACAGAGCCUAUAUACUAAUGAAAAUCAGGAUUUAGAGAGUAUGACUGAAAAGUCUAAAUGGGAUGACAUUUCUAAUGUUGACUCACCCAUGAUGCCUAGAAUCACAUCUGUUUUCUCUCUCCAGAGCAAACAGGCAUCAGAAUUUUUGCCACCUGAAGUAAACCAGUUACUUCAGGAUGGAUUGAAAGCAAAAACUGAUGUAAAACAAGACUCUGCUAACUCUCCAAAUAAAGACCCGCCACUUGAUUAUGACCAGUCCUAUCAGAGACUUGAAGGAGAAGGCAAAGUCAUUGAAUCUUCAAAAGAGUUCAAAAUACAAGGCAUCUUUCCAAUUCCGUCUGCCAGUGUGGGGAUUAAUGUACCUACAAAUGAUCUGAAUUUAAAUUGUAGUGGAAAAGAAAAACAAAUGCUGUCAGUGUCACAAGAUAUGAGAGAUUCAGAGAAGACAGCUAGAAUUUCAGGUAUUGGCACAUUACUUAAGACUCAGUCAGAUGCAAUAAUAACACAGCAGCUUGUAAAAGACAAACUGCGAGCCACUACACAAAAUUUUGGUUCUUUAUAUAUACAGAAUCCACUUAUAAAUUCAGAACCAAAGAAUACUAUAUAUGUACAGACCCCAAAAGGCUUUUUUGUACCAUUGCACAUUGCAAACAAGCCUGGGUUACAUGUCCUUUCGCCAGGAAGAUCGCUUCCAUUUGUUAGUGCACAAGGUGUACCUGCUUCUCUUCUUUUUAACAAGAAACCUGGGAUGCUUUUGGCAUUUAAUAAUGGGAAACUUGAAGGUGUUCCCGCUGUCAAAACUGAGAGUGUUCAAGCUUGUGGAACUGCAACUAAGGAGCCUUGCAGAAUGCCUUUCUUAAAAGUAGAACAAAAUAAUAAUUGUCUGACACCUGCACUUUGUUCCAGCAUUGGCAGUUGUUUGAGUGUGAAAAGUUGCUCAGAAAAUACUUUGCCAUUAAAAGGCCCUUACAUUAUUAAAUCAGCAGCAAAUUCUUCCGUGAAAGCUGUUCCCACUUCUAAUGUAAUAUCUGAGCAUCAGGGCACUAAGUUGAAUAUCUUGGAUUCAGUAAAACAGCAGAACGAGACUUUUCCAAAACCACCUCUUUAUACCCUCUUGCCUGAUGGCAAACAAGCUGUUUUUUUCAAGUGUGUGAUGCCAAAUAAGACUCAGCUGCUUAAGCCUAAAUUCGUCCAAAAUAGUACUUAUUAUCAAAAUAUACAGCCAAAGAAACCUGAAGGAACACCACAAAAAAUACUGCUGAAAAUUUUUAACCCUGUUUUAAAUGUAACUGCUGCUAAUAAUCUUUCAGUAAGUAAUUGUGCAUCCUCAUUGCAGAAAGACACUGUACCAUCUAACCAAACUACAGGAGAGCAGAAAGAGCCAGAAUCUUCUAGCAAUGCCUUACCCUUCAUACUAGAUGAUAUGAUGCCAGCAAAUGAAAUUGUAAUAACUUCUGCGACGUGCCCAGAAUCUUCUGACGAACCGAUAUGUAUCUCUGACGGUUCAGAGACCAGGGUAUUAAGAUGUAAAACAAAUUGUACAAUUGAGAGAAGCUUCAAUAGAAAAAAGACUUCCAAAAAAAAUUUUUCAAGAAUAAAAACUCAAGUAAGACAUAUAGAUUCUGAAACUGCUUUUGUAUCUAGAAACAGAAACUGUAAACGAAAGUAUAUUGAUAGUGACCUAGAACCUCCAAGAAAAAAAGCAACAUUACAUAGAAAGUGUAAAGAAAAGGCUAAACCUGAAGAUGUCCAUGAAUCAUUUGGAUUUAGCAGACCUAGACUAUCAAAAGAUUCAGUCAGAACUUUGCGGCUUUUCCCCUUCAAUUCCAAACAGCUUGUGAAAUGUCCUAGGAGAAACCAACCAGUUGUAGUUUUGAACCAUCCUGAUGCAGAUGCACCAGAAGUAGUAAAUGUAAUGAAAACUAUUGCUAAAUUUAAUGGACGUGUACUUAAGGUUUCAUUGUCAAAAAGAACUAUCGAUGCUUUACUAAAACCAGUUUGUUAUAAUCCUUCUAACACAACUUAUGAUUUUUCCAAGAGACACAAAACAUUUAAACCUAUUAGUUCUGUGAAAGAGAGAUUUGUACUAAAAUUAACACUCAAAAAGACAAGCAAAAACAAUUACCAGAUUGUGAAAACUACCUCUGAAAAUGUUCUGAAGGCUACAUUUAACUGUUGGUUUUGUGGUAGAGUAUUUGACAAUCAGGAUGCCUGGGCUGGUCAUGGACAGAGACAUUUAAUGGAAGCUACUCGUGAUUGGAAUGUGUUAGAAUAAUUUAUUGUUAACUAUGGAAAAGAAAAGUUAUCUUAGAAAACAAUACUGGGUUGAUAACUUAAUGCAGACAUUUUCUAUUUCAAUUUAAUACCUGAAAUUACUUGUAAAAAUUGGUAGUGUGUCAACCGAAGAGCAGAAGGUAUGUGUGAUAUUUGAAAUUGCUUUCGCCACACACAUAUGUUGAAAGAAACAUGACAGCACAGGUGUACUUUGAUUUAAUUUUUUUAAAGUGUGUUCUUGAGAAGUUAGGGCUAAAGAUAACAUAAUUUUCUUGACUCAGUUCUUCAGUGACUCAGCAGAGGGUAAUGGCUGAUGGCCCCAUUCCCUCUCUUCUUCCACCAGCCUUAUGAAUCUGAAAAGUGUAGCUCCUCCAAAGAUGGAGAGCUCUUUCAUCAUGGAACUGAAGGAGUUUCUUACCAUUUGUGAAGAUGUACUGAGAAAGCUUGAGUAAAGAACUUACAACUUACUCUACAUCUGCUAUAGUUCUUUGGAGGGGUACUGGGUGCUUUGAGAAUACAUUUAAUUCACUACAGUUACACCUCAUGUUUGAAAAGAGCUUCUGACAAAUCUUACUUUCUUAUAAACUCUACCCUCUGACAGAGGUUGGAACACCCUCGCCAGAUAAUUUUCUUUUUUCUAAAUGUCAAGCAUUGCAUUCGUAGAUGGGCAGCUGGUAAAAGAAUUAAACUCUGUCUAGUUUGAAGUCCAAUGAAAGAAUUUGGGCAUUUUUCUGAACUUGGUUAUAUUUUCCAGUGAUUGUCUUAUACAGAACUAAGCUUGUUUAAUUUAAAUUGUUUGUUACCCAUAGUCCAAGUGACCUUUUUUUUUUUUUCCAUGGUUGUCAUCCCUUUAAAAAGAGUGGAACUUAGAAGCACUUCCAAGGGUAUGGCUUUUCUCAAAAAUUGAAUUUUUUUCUACAGAAACAAUAUUAUGAAGCAAGAUUAGCAAAGCAAAUCUUAUUUUUGUUUGUGUUUAAUUACUCUUAGUAUCUGAACAUGUCCACGUUGGGACAAACCAUUUUUAUUAUCAAUUUUUCAGUAUGACUGACAGCCCAAAGCAGAUGAUUUACUGAUUGUUGGCAGUUGAAAAUCGAGAAGCAUUAUAGUGAACUCUGGCAGUGCAUGAACUUCAGGACAGAUUUCUAAGGGAUAUGCCCUACAUAGAGUUUUGAAAUGGACAUUUUCAUGACAACAACAGAAUCAUCGGUUUAAACUUCUCAUCUUGUAAUCUUGGAUCAGAUUUGUUGGAUCAUUAGAUAAUGGAGUUCUUGUAUUACAAAAUUAUGUGAGACCAUUUUUGUUACAUUGCUACUAUAAGUGUUAUUGAUACUUUGAUUGAAUGAAAACUUCAGGGCUUGUUUUCUGUAUAUAACAAAAAAAUUAAACCUGUACAUAUUUUUGUACGUUUCAGUUAUGUAAAUUUUGCACAGAAAGUUUUGACAUAAAAUUUAUUUUCUUUCAAUUUAGUUCUGUGCAUGCACUAAUAAAACUGGUUGUUUAAUUUAAAAGGCGUAUAUAAGACUUUACCCAUGUUAUUUUCUUGGUUUUUAUUUCAGAUGUACUUUUUUUUUUUUUGGGUAAAUUCAUUUUUCAGGGAUUGAACACUAUUGUUAGCAAGUGCCUAAAAGAUGUGAAACAGUUUACAUUUGUCAACUGUAACAGUAGGUCCCAAAUGGGCCCAUUCCCCCAAUAGUUCUAUUUUAAAGAAAGCCAUACACAGAUGCUUCAAGCUAUCUUGCUAUGCACAUUAUACAUGUACUGGUUUUGUGCAGUUUGUCUACUUUCUUAGUGAAGUAUUUUUUGUAUAAAACCUGUUACAAUUGUGUUUCUUAAAUUGAGCCUAAGAAUGGAGUUGAUUGAAAAGAUACAGUAUAUAUUAAUGAUGUAUAUGAUGUUUAAAGAAUGGUAAGCAUUGUUAAUUUCUGUAAUGAACCCGUUUUCAAUUAAAUUUAUCUUGUUUGUGUUUACACAAUUCUUUUCACUGUGCUAAAAUUAAAUGGGAAUUUUAUUCUAAUGGGAAAUAUUUAGAUUUUAAAGUUCUUUUUUUAUGAUAGUGAACUAUGCAAAAUAAAAUGGGAUUUUUUUUCUUCUCCAAAAUCAUAGGUGAGAUUUUGUUUGAUAAGGGUAACAGUUAACUAUAAUUUUUCUGUCAUUGUACUGGGAAGGAAAGCCAUAGAGAGGCUUAUGCUUUUCAAUAUCCUAACAAGUAAAAGUGAAAUACUUUAUUGUGGAUGCAUCUGUUAUGAGGCAUCACUUCCUGUGGACAGAGCGAUGGGACUAUUUUGCCAGUAUUUGCAGCACUGUAACAAUUCAAAAUUGCCAUACCAGUAAUGAAUAAAAUCUUGAGAUACACAUUUUUUCUCUCAAAGUUUAAAAAGCCAUUUAAAAAUGCUUUAUGUCCAGAUAUUUUAGUUAGUACUCUCUCUGAUUUUUAUAAUUUUGGUUGCUCUGAAGGUGGCCAGUUUGCCUGGAACUUUGCUGCUGCAGUAGAACAUAGAAAAACCCAUUAUCCUUUCCUUCUCGCUGAAACUAAGUUAAAGGUGGCAUUCUAAAAUACGACAUUAAUAAUUUGUGUUUCUUACUGUAAGUGGAAUGGCUAAUUUUAUUUUUGCAAUCUAAUUUCAGAGUCAGAAAUGUUCUUUUUUCCCUGUUUGCUAAUCUUUACUAAAUGCACCUUGCUAAUUUUACAUUCACUUUAAAAAAGUUUGCUUUUUAGAAUUUUUUGACCUUAUUAAGCAUUCAGGAGCAUGUUAAAGUGCAAUAAUAGUUUUCAUGAAACAUUUUAUUAAGGGUCAGCAAAAUUUUUCAGUGAAGGGUCAGAUUGUAACUUUGUAGAUCAUUUAGUCUGUCAUAAACAGUCAAUGUAGAAGCAGCCAUAGACAAUACAUGAAUGAAUUAGUGAAUACAUAAAACCUCAUUUAAAAUACAGGUAGUUGAAUCUGGCCUAUCAAAUCAUUUACCAACCUUUUUUUCCCCCCUAAAAGCUAUGCUCUGGGAUUUUUAGUAAAAACACAAGUCUGAUAGUUUUUGGUGAUAGUCACCAGUUGUAUGAAUGUUACUAAGUAUAAAAAUUUAAAAUAUGAGCAUAAAUUGCCAAUGUAGAUGUGUUUGUAGUAAAAGGAAGACAAAAUGAAUAAAUGAAAAUGACUAAUGGGUAAAUUAGAUAAUCAUUUGUGUAAGAGUAAUGUAAUUUUUGGAGGAAUUAAAAAUGAGAUCAAACAAUUGCAUGAGAAUGUAUGUCCAGGUUAGAUUAAAAAUAAAUGCUAGUUCUUAUAGUGGUUUGAAAUAGCUGUUAAUAAAAAGUAAUUCUUUUUGGAUUGGGGAGAAUGGAGACGAGGUGAAAACAAUAUUGGGUUAAUCCCAUAUGACUAACUCUUGAUGGUUUUAAAUAAGUGAUUCCAUUUUGCCAUUGACAUCUGCUUAACUUGAGAUUUGUCACUUUUGGGUUGGAGCAUUGGUUCUGUGCUUUGCCUUGGCACUUUGUUAGUAUCCUAAUUUUCAGCUAAGUUCUUUGACUUUAUUGAAAUUUGCUGGGGGAAUUUUCAGGGCAUUUUUUGUUGAUAGUUAAGCAUGGCUUUAGCAGAAAAUUUCCCCUGUAAUGGAGAGUUGAAAUAGGACAGCUUGGUUGGUUUGGUGUUCACGGAUUUAAGUAUGUUUGCUUCCUUUAGUAAAUGGACAAUUGAGAAGUAAUAUCUUAGUGCUAUUUGACACAAUGAGGUACUUUUUGACUAGGUUAAAGGGACGUCUAUUAAUGGACACCCCUAAUUUAAGAGUUUUUUUCUGCUGGUUGAUAGGUUAAUAUUUUUCAU